AUGAGUUGUGUUCGAAAGAAAAAAUCAGGAUGUAAUCCAAGCGCUCAAUUGUUUGAUCAACCAAUUCAAUCAAAGUCGAAAAAACAAAUCAACAAAAAAGAAAAUGUUCGAAAAGAAAUUGGAAAUAAGCUCGGUCCUGUGAGACGUGCACAACAGAUCCAAGCGAAAGUGCACAAAUAUAUUUUAGAAAUGGGUUCAACACAGGAAAAAACGUAUUUUGAACCCAUACAUCAAACAUUUAACCAAAUAUUUAAGCAGGAAACAGAAAUUCUAAUGGGAAAAAUGAAAUACCAACUCGAGAAAGAUUCAGUGUUUAUACGAACUGAAUACGACGACAAACUGUUACAGGAUACCAAAUAUCUGAUUAAUAAGUUUAACGACGCUGUAUCAGCUAUUACGAUGGACUUAAACAAUAAAUGCGAAGAAAAACAAAAGCAAUAUAAAAUUGACGCAGAGAAAAUGAUGUAUAUAAGUAUUGAAAAAUAUUUAACGUGGAUGGAACAUUAUAUAAAACAGGAAUUCGGAUAUUUUAAAGAACAAAAUCUAGCAGAUUUCAAAGAAUACUAUCGACAAUUGAUUUUGUCUUAUCGUCUGAGGUUCGAAAAAAAACUAGAUGACAUAGAAAAAAAACAUAGAUCAAAUUAUGACAAGAUAAAACAAUCAUCUGUAUAUAAGUAUAAAAAAAAAUUUGAUUUAGAAAAAACCAAACUAGAAGAAAAAUUAUUGUUAGAAAAACCAAGCUUAUCAUCGGUUUUUUACGAAGAAAAGGUUGAAGAAUCGAAUCCAUAUAUAAAAUCAAAUAUCCAAAAAAACUUUAAAUGUUGA
Metopolophium dirhodum (rose-grain aphid) is the source of this 825-nucleotide messenger RNA. RefSeq lists its product as uncharacterized. NCBI's taxonomy places the organism in Eukaryota, Metazoa, Arthropoda, Insecta, Hemiptera, Aphididae. The record is from RefSeq and is a predicted model, not a curated record. The transcript is spliced from 4 exons. Bases 1 to 825 code for a protein of 274 amino acids.